Messenger RNA from Dendroctonus ponderosae (mountain pine beetle), 2462 nucleotides. Its product is annotated as sugar transporter ERD6-like 6. NCBI's taxonomy places the organism in Eukaryota, Metazoa, Arthropoda, Insecta, Coleoptera, Curculionidae. The coding region runs from base 581 to 2059 and encodes 492 amino acids. Gene Ontology annotation, molecular function: transmembrane transporter activity. The transcript has 3 exons. The record is from RefSeq and is a predicted model, not a curated record. Gene Ontology annotation, biological process: transmembrane transport. Gene Ontology annotation, cellular component: membrane.
UUAUUUGCAUGUCUGAUUGCGUUUGCCGAGAUUUUAUGUGGAAUUAGCCAAUUGCAAAAAAUCACCAAUAAUCAGGAAAAUGAUUUGAAAAAAUCCCAUUUUACAUAAAAAUAACUUGCUCAACGAUCCUUCACAGUUUGACGACAUUUGCUCGACUAUCGUAGCUCAUUAAAUUAAUGAUGAACACAUGUAGUUUUGCGAGUGAAUGGGUAUUUUUACCCAACCUUCCACCACCAGUAUUACGGUCACUGUUGCGACAAGGAAAGCGAUGUACUCGUAGGUAUACCUACUUUUAGCUGCUAGUGUGAUUAGAAAAACGUAAUUCUCGGAAAAUAUGCCACCAAUAAUUCUAAAGCAGAUUAUGGUAAUAAAGGAACAUUUCCACCUGUUUAAAACGCUGAAAACCGUACAUUUAAUCAAUCUUAGAAUUCGUGGAAUGUUCAAAGCAGGGUGAUGACCUUAAUUCGGACUUCUAGCAGAGACGCAAAAGCUCAUGACUAAACGUAAUUCCGGCCGCAAAGUUAAACAAAGAUAAUAAAAAUUUUGAAGUUAAAUAUUGACUUUUUUGUGUAUUUAAAAAAUGAACAAACCGCUGCACAACCGCCAGGAGAACUAUUACGAAAAUCAAAAUGGGGAAAAAGAAGUCACUUACACUUUCGACGCGCCGGAAGAAAAAGUGGAAAAUUUGAUGGCAACCCAUAUUAGAACUGGAGCUUGGCAAAUACUGCCUUCAGCAUGUGCCUCUCUCACAUGUAUUCCUUUCGGAUUAAUGCUUGGAUGGCCCUCUUCGAACUACCAGAUUCUGUUAUCAGCAGACUCACCUAUAAAAAUCACUAUGGAUCAAAGCGCAAUGAUAGCUGGAUUCCUCCUAUUUGGUGUGUCAUUCGGGACAAUGUUUUCGUCCAAACAACUAGGAUUGGGGCCGAAAUAUGGCAUAAUUUUUGGAAAUAUCUGUAUACUUCUCGGAUGGAUCAUCAUGUGGAGGGCGCAGGAUAUUUACGGUCUUUUAGUGAGCAGGAUCAUGAUAGGGGCUGGUCAUGGAUAUGCCAUGGGGCAAAUAAAGAAUUACAUAUUAGAAAUGACCGAAGCGCCCUUAUCGGAGUAUUUGAUUAAGCUGGUGAAUUUUUAUGGGUUUUCUGGAUUUGUGUUAGCGUAUGUUGUAGGGCCGUUUGUGGAUUUUACGCAAUAUUCACUUAUCAGUUUGAUUGUGUCUGCGUUCGUACUUUCCGCUCAAUUUUUGUUGCCUUUGACGCCCAAAGAGUUGAUUCGGUCCCAAAAAAUCGAAGACGCCAAGAAGCUUUUGUCGUUCCUCAAACCGGAUAUAAACCCCGAAGAAGAGAGUCGGAAAUUGAUUCAAAAUAUAUCCGAGGAACCUAUUCAAAAUGGGAUUUUGCGAAUUAUGAAAGAUAAAACUUUGCGGAUUAAUUUUCUGAAGUUAACAGUUCUUUUAAUAUGCCAGCAAUAUUGCGGCGCUCCACCUACAUUGGUGUACACGCAAAUCAUAUUUAGCAAAUCAAAUGUGCCUUAUCCAGAGAUGAUUUCGCUUGGCUACGCAGUAUUAUUUUUUAUAUCGAUAGUUAUAGGUACUUUCGUAUCUCCCAGAUACAACAAAAAAGCUCUACUACUUAUAUCUAGUUGUAGUGUUCUGAUUUUGUAUAUGUGUAAAAUUAUUGUGAUAUAUUUUAAAAUGAAUGAUAACUAUUUUAGAUAUACGUCUGUGAUAGUCAUGUAUUUAUUUAUAAUAUUCCAUACGAUAGGACUUGCAAGCAUUCCAUUUACAUUGAUUAACGACUGGUUUCCCAAGAGUUACAGAUCGUUUGUGACGAAAUAUUUUAUAAUCCUAUUUUCCCUACUAGCUCUAACCAAUACGAAAAUUUUCCAAGUUCUGAUUACUCAAUACGAAUUUUAUGUGCCAUUUUGCUUUUUUACGUGCAUAAAUAUAUUUUCAGUGAUUUUUAUCAGCAUUUUUAUACCUUCGAAAACGGCGCCGUUGAUAGAGGAAAAUCGCUACAGUGCAAAUAUUACCAUUACCUCAAUUCAAAUAACAAAUAAAAAAUAAUCUGCAUUGAGAAACAUAUGCAUGUAUCUGUAUGAGAUUUCCUGAAGAAUCACGUGGUUUAAAAUCGUACAAUCAAUUAACUAAACAUUAGGGAUUUUCCUCUGACGGUGGAAGCGUAAAUUUAUAGCGAUUGACUUAAAUGGGAAAUUCAAGUUCCAAGAUGUAAGGCUCAUGAAAACAUACUUAAAAACCUCUUAGACCGCAAUAUUUCUUCUUUCUUUAAACGAAUUUUUGUUUUUGUUUACAUUAAAUUAUUAAUGUUAUAUUUUUUAAUCAUCAAUUUGUUAAUAAAACCUUUUUUUAUUACAGAACGUUUUUGAAAUAUACAUUUUUUAGGUAAUUUUAUAUACAACGGUGUUUCACUAGCAACUUAACACCAAUGUAAUAGAGAUUGAACAGAAAA